UUCAUAUAUAUGGCAACUUUGCUUCGAUCUGUCACUUUUUUGUCAAUGAAGCCGUGAGGUGCUCGUACACAUUGUAAAAAUUAAAUUAAUAUAAAUAAAAUUUUAAUCAAAACAGAAUUUAAGUGCCAAUUAUGUUGAGGUAUUUCCUCGACAAGUUUUGGAAUGAAGACGUGUGGUUACCGCCUAAUACAACAUGGGCAGACAUCGCUCCUGGUCCCGAUAAGGCGGUGGUUUACACCGAUCACACGCACGUUUUCUAUCCUAUACCGUUAGCAUUUGUGUUUAUAUUGGUGCGCUACGUGUUAGAGAGAUUCGUUAUCGCUCCAUUUGGCACAUAUUUGGGCAUAAAGAACACGAAGCCGCGACGAGCACCGAACAACCCCAAGCUUGAGAAGAUAUACAAAUCCUCGCCUAAACUAAAAGAGCCAGCAGCAUUAGCCAAAAAGCUCGAGCUAUCAGAGCGCGAGAUACAACGCUGGUGGCGCCUCCGCCGCGGCCAGGACAAGCCCUCGACCCUGGUCAAGUUCAGCGAGAAUGCCUGGAAGGUGGUCUUCUAUACUUGCAACUUCACCUUCGGGCUUUAUACUCUGUGGGAUAAGGAAUGGCUGUGGGAUAUCGACCAGUGUUAUAUUGGGUAUCCUCAUCAGGGCCUCACAAACGACAUCUGGUGGUACUACAUGAUAUCGGCAGCGUUCUACUGGUCGCUGACGAUCUCGCAGUUCUGGGACGUGCGGCGCAAGGACUUCUGGCAGAUGUUCGUGCACCACAUCGCCACCAUCCUGCUGCUCUCCUUCAGCUGGGUCUGCAACCUGCACAGGAUCGGCACACUGGUGCUCUUGCUGCAUGACUGCGCUGAUAUAUUUGUUGAGUCGGUGAAGGCGUCCAAAUAUGCGAAGUACCAGAAGCUGUGUGAUGCGUUGUUCCUGAUGCUGAUCGUCGUGUGGAUCGGUACGCGCGUCGGCAUAUACCCCUUCUACCUCAUUUGGAGCACAUCGAUCCGGGCACCCAUGUUACUACCGAUGUUCCCGGCGUACUACAUCUUCAACUCGCUGCUGUGUCUAUUGCUCGUGCUACAUAUCGUGUGGACCUGGCUCAUACUGCAGAUCGCUUACGUCGCUAUUAAGGCCGGACAGAUGGACGGCGACAUCCGAAGCUCGAGCUCGGACCUGAGCGACAGCCCGCACAACUCCAACCACAGCUCGCCCACCCGCUCCAAGAGUAGAAAAAGUGAAGAAUUAAUUCCAAACCCUCCAACGCCGAAUGAAAGUAGUGAAACAUCUGAGAGCUUCCAGACUUGGGAGGAUCUUAUUUUGUAAAAAUGGACACGUAAACAGUUAGUCUUCAAUACAACACCAGAGUCUCACACCAACAAAACACAGCAAAACGCUGUGUCCAUAACAUUUGCACGAAAUUUUUACCGUGCACCAUCCAUUGCGGCAUUUCUCUUUUAACACCAGAUUAUUCAUAAAAAAAUCCUGUUGAAAAUACGCAAUGGAACGCAAAAUGGUCUAUAAGAGCUGCUGAUUCCGAGUUUUGCAAGUUAAAACGUAAUUAUAACUCGGCUGAAUUAAAGAGUCGUGUUUUUCAUCACUUAAUUUGAAUAUUUCCCUUUCAUUCAUUUUGCCGGAAAAUAACGUUUACUAUUUCGUAAGUGAGAGCGUUUAUAAUACGACCAAAGGCAGAUGUCAGUUUUAUUAAAUGAACACUUCUAAAAUGAAAGCUUUGUAAUUAAGUUGUAUGAUGAACUUUAACUUGCAAAACUUAGCACUCUGUUGCGUUUCAGUUCGUAGCUUAGUUAUGUAAUAUAUUGUAUUUGUGAGGUCUAGCUUGAAAUGUUGACGCUUUGGUCAUUUGAUUGAAUUUAGUGAAGGAACGAUGGGAGUCGCUAUCGGUCAUCAGUUUUUAUCUGCCGUCAAAUAUUACACAGGACUUUAUGAUAGGUACAUUAUCAAUACAUACUUCUUAGUACGGACAUUAAAAAGAUCUUUUUAUUAUCUUGUAAUUUCAAGAGUUUCUUUCGACAUCUUUAAACCUAUGUUAGUAAAAGUCCUGUUUUAUAUUUUUGCAGAUGAAAAUGUAUGCGUAAAAUUGUCGCAACAAACGAUAAUGAAUAGAACAAAUUAGCUUAGGAAUAUAAAUAAGAUACCAUUUGAUAUUAAAUCAAUGAAUGCGAGGAUGGGUAAAUUAAGGAUGCUUAUAUGAAGAAAGGAUGAUCUUUUUAAUGAAUACUAUAAGACCUUAGGGUUAACUACAUAUUGCUUUACAACGUGUACCCACCUGAGUUUAUAUUACUUAAUUCAUGUGGGCCAGAAGCGAGACAUAGAUGCAUUGAUCUUGCGUUUUUAAAAUUGGACUGACUUUCAUACAAGCACCCUUCACACAAUACAACAUCAAACACCGAUAGUAAUUCCCAUCUAUUGCUGGUAUUUGUUACGUCUUUACAUUGUAUUAACUCGUUAGAUAUGACCCUUAAACCAACUUGAAUCGAGUCAUAUUUAUCGAUUUAAAUCGAUGAAGUAAUCGAGAUUAUACGGAAUAACUGAUAGUGAGGCCUCAAGGCUUGUAGCACUUAGAACAAUAUGGAGGCAUUAGUUCUAGAAACUGCCGCGACAAUGGCGCUAGUGGGUAUGAUCGAGAUAUUAUAAUAUUAGAAAUAUUAUUAUUUUUAGCACAAAUAUCAAUAGCAAGACGUUUAUCUGGAUUUUAUUUAUAUCUCACAUGAGUAGUGUGUUUGUCAAAAUUAAAAAAAAUACACAACAUUAAACUAUUUUGAGAGACCACUGGCACCAUUUAGCGGUAAAAUGCACUCCUUUUAAAGUCCAUUCAAAUAUUACGUCGCGUUUUCAAAGCUAUUUUUACCCUCAUUUUAGUUUGAGGAGUUCAAAUCUAAUUAUAAAAUUAUUCUCAUGUAUUUUUUUCUUAAUUAAAUUCUCAUAAUACUCUAUGGAAAGUUUUGUUUACGUGGCGUAAUAUUAGCGUGGACUAUUUAUGUUAAUGUUUAUAAAUACGUAGCGUAAGCUCAAUGUGUAGGUGUAAGCGGUUGUUCUACAGUGAGACGGACCAAACAUAGGUUUUGUUCGUGUGGUGAAGCCAAAUUGUAGCUGUUUGUAGUUCAAAAAUAACUAUGGGCCGGUAUAAGAGUUUAUAUACAAAAAUAUGCAUAGUUUACCACAGAAAUUAACUUCAAAAAUCAGUGUGGAUUAUUUUGAGUUC
This is a messenger RNA of Helicoverpa armigera (cotton bollworm), 3213 nucleotides long. RefSeq names its product ceramide synthase 6. The record is from RefSeq and is a predicted model, not a curated record. Gene Ontology annotation, cellular component: membrane. Gene Ontology annotation, molecular function: sphingosine N-acyltransferase activity; DNA binding. NCBI's taxonomy places the organism in Eukaryota, Metazoa, Arthropoda, Insecta, Lepidoptera, Noctuidae. Gene Ontology annotation, biological process: ceramide biosynthetic process. Bases 132 to 1316 code for a protein of 394 amino acids. The transcript has 9 exons.